This is a messenger RNA of Atta colombica, 873 nucleotides long. RefSeq lists its product as uncharacterized. Bases 1 to 372 code for a protein of 123 amino acids. The record is from RefSeq and is a predicted model, not a curated record. Lineage: Eukaryota; Metazoa; Arthropoda; Insecta; Hymenoptera; Formicidae. The transcript has 2 exons.
AUGAGGGGGAUGAACCGAGUAGGGGAUGGUGUUGAGGAAACCGUGGGGUGGGACAACCGGAGACGACUGUGCUCCCAGUCGCUCAGUCCGCGCCCCGACACGCAAUCACACGCACACUUCUUAUUCAAACAUGACGGAGUUUUCGUCGUUUCGCGCUCGAGUAUUUUCAAAUUAAUUCGUAAUUCCCGCUACCGCGUCUUAGAUAGUUUCUGGAACUCUUCGUUAUCUUCGUUAUCUUCUUCGUUCACCUUCAAUGAUAUCCUACAUUCGAUACUAACACAACCGAACUCACAACACACUAACCAACUACGUCUUUCGAGAACAAGCAUUAUGAUCUCGUCCAGAGCUUCACGCCAACGCUCUAACUUCUGAAUGCGAAAAAGAUUUAUUGCACUCUAUGCAAUAAAAAGCAAGUCGGGGAAAGCAUAUAUUAUUCAAUGAAUAAAUUUGUCGAUCUAUCAAAUAAAUCGUGGGUCGCCGCAAUCUAAUCCACGGAUGUUCUAUCGUGAGAAUUGGUUUGAAUCACUUAUUUCUGAAAAAAAUAAGCGACGUGUUUGAAGUGUUGGAAGAAGUGUUAGGGUGAGCAUUAGUAGAAUUUUCAGAAAAAAUCUUUUUUUAAACAUAUUUAUUUAAUUUAAACCUUUUUAAUAAAACUUGAUAUAAUUAGAUACUUGUGCGAAUGUACUUGUUGAACUUUAUAAUAUUAUUUUGAUAAGAUAUUGGCAGAUCCGUCAAUAAUCAUCAAACAAUUGUACAUCAGGUAGUUACUAAGUAAUGUAAUAUUAGUGGGGAAGAGUUGCCAAAUACGUAUCACUUAAACUUUUUUAUUAUAUUUUCCACUUGACAUUGAUUUAUACACAAAUAUUGGAAACU